This is a messenger RNA of Dalotia coriaria, 1849 nucleotides long. RefSeq names its product carboxypeptidase N catalytic chain-like. The record is from RefSeq and is a predicted model, not a curated record. The transcript has 7 exons. Gene Ontology annotation, biological process: protein processing; peptide metabolic process. The coding region runs from base 74 to 1384 and encodes 436 amino acids. Gene Ontology annotation, molecular function: metallocarboxypeptidase activity; zinc ion binding. Lineage: Eukaryota; Metazoa; Arthropoda; Insecta; Coleoptera; Staphylinidae.
AAAAGUUAAAAGCAUUGGCGUCUGUGUGUUAAUGCUCAUUGGCAGGUGAACAAUUGAACUACAAACAGAAAAAAUGAAGUGGGCCAGAUUUGGUAUUGCGUGGAUAAAUUUAAUGUGUGUGCUGGUUGUAUGUAGCUUAAACGUCCAUGGUCUGAAACACCACAACAAUAGAGAAGUUUUGCUGAUAUUACAAGGAAUCCAUCGUAAAUGCCCUCGCAUUACAAAACUAUUUAAAUUGCCGGGCAAAUCUGUGAUGGGUCAAACCAUGUGGGGCAUUAUUAUGGGCAAUACGCCGAAUAAACAUGUUCCAUUGAUACCGGAAUUUAAGUAUGUCAGCACCAUUCACGGUAACGAAGUUGUCGGCAAGGAACUACUUUUGCAACUGGCUGAAACCAUGUGCCAAGAGUCACUACAGGGCAAUGAAUUUGUGAACAAUCUUUUGGAAACAACUAGAAUUCACCUUGUGCCAAUUCUCAAUCCCGAUGGUUGGGAUAAAGCUACUGCCUCUAAUUAUCGUGAUAGGAAUAUAAUUACCGGAAGAACUAACUUUCACGGUAUCGACUUGAAUCGUAAUUUUCCCAAUAUGAAUAAUGCGAUGUUUCAGUUUGAAAAAACUGACAAUUGGACCAAUAAUCAUUUGGCACACUUUGGUACCAUGAGCGACAAAAUACAACCAGAAACAAAGGCCAUAAUGAAGUGGAUAAGUAGUAUUCCAUUUGUGCUUUCGGGUUCUUUGCACGGUGGCGCAUUAGUUGCCAAUUACCCUUAUGAUUCGUCUCGCAGUGGUAAAAUAGAUUUGAAUACACCGAGUCGCCAGACGACGAUGUUUUCCGAUAGACUUGUAUCAUUGGUCUAUGCGAAUGCUAAUCUCAAAAUGACCAACUCCCAAUGCCACAAGCGCGAUACUCUGUUUCCAAAUGGUAUCACAAAUGGCGCCGAAUGGUAUUCUCUUGUUGGCGGCAUGCAGGACUACAACUAUCUAGCGACGAAUUGUUUCGAGAUCACAUUUGAAGUAGGAUGUACGAAGUAUCCCAAUGCGAAUGAACUUGAUGAAUUGUGGAAAGACCAUAAACACUCUCUUUUCAACUUUAUGUGGAUGGUGCACAUCGGGAUUAAAGGCUUGGUUAUGGACAUAAGGACAAAUAAACCAAUCAAAGAUGCUAUUAUUCAUGUGAGAAAAUUGAUCAACAACAGAUAUAACGAUAUUUGGCAUGAUAUUACUACAAAUAAGCACGGUGACUAUUAUCGUCUCUUAACGGAUGGAACAUAUGAAAUUGUUGUUGGUAAAGCUGGUUAUGCAACAAACACAACAGUGGUUAACGUGUACAACGAUCGUUACAAUAACGCGCAGGUUGUGAAUUUCAAUUUAUAUCCAGCACAAUAAAAUAAUAUUCAACGUUUUUUUAUAUUGCAUUAACUUAUAUGGAAGAAAAUUAACAUUUGGUUGCAUAUAGUGACACUUGUUAAUGUUUAACAUAAUGAUUAUAUUUACAAAUCUAAAAUGAAGUACAUAUAUAAGAUGAAUACAACUAAAUUAAGAUUACAUUAUAGCUGAAGUUAAAAAGUUAUAUGUAAAGAUAUUUAGUUAGAGCUCAAUUUAUGAUUGAACCAUUUACAUACACAUUGAUUAGAGAAAUUCUGGAAUACAUAGUAGGAAAGUUAAAAAUAUUACUCUAACGUUAACAUGGAUUUGUCACAGCCGUACAACUAGCUUAAUCUACGUAUAUACUAGUUAACUAACAAUAAGUAAACAAUGGAAGCUGUAAAAAUAUCAAUUGGUGUUUAACAUUGGCGGGUUCAACAAGCAUAUUGCUAUAUAUGAUCGUUAAAAAUACAAAAUUUGUGUGUU